This is a messenger RNA of Penicillium atrosanguineum, 654 nucleotides long. Its product is annotated as rhodanese-like domain-containing protein. The transcript is spliced from 2 exons. Gene Ontology annotation, cellular component: mitochondrion. The record is from RefSeq and is a predicted model, not a curated record. Gene Ontology annotation, molecular function: thiosulfate-cyanide sulfurtransferase activity. Lineage: Eukaryota; Fungi; Ascomycota; Eurotiomycetes; Eurotiales; Aspergillaceae. The coding region runs from base 1 to 654 and encodes 217 amino acids.
AUGGCCUCGCAAUUACCAUUCGCUAUCCGGCGCACUACUGCCAGCAUUUAUUCAGCCGUCAAGGCCCCUAUCCGGCCAACGCUCUCGGCUACCCCAUUCUUCCAGCGCCGAUGCCUCUCCGCAGCUACCCGUGGACUCGCUCUCUCACAGCGACGAGAAAUCCUCGCAGGAUCACACAUCUACAAGCUUCAAUCGCAAUGUAAAUUCAGCUCAAAAAACCAAAUCCGCCGAUUCAACGAUGAGCCGCCUACUCUUCGCGAAUGGGGAUUCGAAGAAAUAAAUACCUCCCUCCCCUCCUCCGCCACCUCUCCAACUCACAAACCCGUGAUCCUAAUCGACGUCCGCGAACCCGCCGAGCUUAAAGGAACCGGCAUUAUCCCCUCAGCCAUCAGUAUCCCGCUCGCCUCCCAGCCCGAUGCUAUGUACCUGACAGCCGACGAGUUUGAGGAUCGCCUUGGAUUCCCGAAGCCGCAGGCUGAUGUGGACGGGACGCUUGUGUUCUAUUGUAAGGCUGGUGUCAGGGCUCGGGCGGCGGCGCAGUUGGCUGUGCAGGCGGGGUAUAAUCCGGAGCAGAUCGGGGUUUAUGAGGGGAGUUGGUUGGAUUGGGAGAGGAAUGGGGGCAAGGUUGAGAAGUGGGACGGGGAUGAUUAUUAA